Messenger RNA from Phytophthora nicotianae INRA-310, 1796 nucleotides. RefSeq lists its product as hypothetical. Lineage: Eukaryota; Oomycota; Peronosporomycetes; Peronosporales; Peronosporaceae. Gene Ontology annotation, biological process: intracellular signal transduction; cyclic nucleotide biosynthetic process. Bases 1 to 1722 code for a protein of 573 amino acids. The record is from RefSeq and is a predicted model, not a curated record. The transcript has a single exon.
AUGGAUGAUUCGACUCACUACGACUGGACUCUGACGUACGUGAUCGUGCUGGCGGUGGCUACAGCGACGACGGGCACCACGUUGCUCCUGUCUUUCAAGCAUAUUAAGGUAGGCGACUCGGCCGUUCAGUACAUCACGUACUCGGUGUGCCGCCUGUACUUCAUCUACUCGCUCGCUCGACUUUUACUCUACGUGGGUGUACUCACUAAUUUCGACGGACUGCGGGACACUCUAGACGCACUUGACGAUGGAGAAUUAAUGGGGGCGCGUGCCAUCUAUUCCGACGGGAAGCAAUUCAAGGCUGUUGCUGUCACUAUCACGUUAAUCGGUGACUGUGCGCUACUGUGUACGACGUUUUUCAUCACGACGUUGGCUUACGAGAUGAAGCGCCUCAUCAUCAAGUCCAUGGAUCGUGGAUUCAAGCGUGAACGUGCUAUUAUUCGUCAGUACUGCUUCCGUGCGUCCUUCAUGGCGGUGGUUUUUGCAAUUUUGAUGGCUAUAUCAGCGUUCCUACCACCCGACGAUUCGAAAACGCUGCAAACUGUUGCCUUCUGGUUCGAACUGGUUUGUGUUUGGGUAUCUGUGCUAUACCCUUUGUACGCUGCAAUAUGGAUCUCACGUCAAAAACGUGCUAGAAGUGCUGUGGACCCAGCGUCAUUACUACUUCACCAACGCAUCAAGACGUUUGUUAUCGUGUACUGUGUGCUGGUAUUCCCGUCCUGUGUAGUGGAAGUACUGGCUCGCCUUAUUGACGACCUCAGCAUGGAAUGGGUCGGGUUGACUCAGAUCCUCUAUUACUUGUCCGGUGCAGGCACAGCCUUCGCUAUCGGCAUCAGCGUCACGUGCUGCUAUCGUGCUCUACGGCCUCUAAUGUCCUCCUCUGUAUAUGAACAGCUUCUGGAAGGCGGGUACUUCCAAGACGAACAGGGUCUAGAUACACUGGACGUGAUCGUGGAGGCUCCUACCCGUCGACCAAUCUUCGUAGUCACCGAUAUUGAAGGCUCCAGUCGCCUAUGGUCCGGCAACUCGCAGGCAAUGGCCGAUGCGCAAUCGAUUCACGACGACUUGUUACGUCAACAACUGCCUCGUUUCCGAGGCUACGAGAUCACGACGGCGGGUGAUUCCUUUCAGCUAGCGUUCCAUUGUGUCCGUGACGCCAUCGGCUGGUGUGUCAGCGUACAAGAGAAGUUGUUGAAGGCGUCUUGGCCGACUGAAUUGCUUAAAUACGACAACGCAGCGCGAGUGUACGAUAUCUGGACGCGACUGCUUUUCAACGGACUUCGAGUGCGCAUGGCAAUCCACGACGGGGACGAGCGGUUGGUGUGCUCGAGACACCCGACCACGGGCAAGAUGACCUAUCUGGGGCUCAGCGAAAUGAUGGCGCGCGAGAUGAGCGAGAUGGGGCAAGGAGGACAGAUCGUCAUGAGCGAAUCGGCUCUCGCUGUUUACAAGGACGAACUGCUUCAGACAUCGUCAAGUGUUGGAAGCGGUGGAACGGCUGAGGAGAAGUUCAAAGUGCAGCCGUUCCCGAAAAACUUUGAGCAGCCGGAAUGGGGCAUUUCACUGCAAAUGCACGAGGUGGUGUCCACUAGAAUUGGAGACCGCUUCAACUCUCGACAUAGCGAGCGACUGCGCUUCCUGCCGCACUUCUGGAGCGACGAUUCGUCCACACGCACCCGGCGUGACAAAGCAGACACGACAUUUACACCCAGAUCGUGUUGAAGCUGUACACACGGUAUUGCAUAUCACUAACGUACAUUACAACAAAGUAAACUGGAUAAUCAUAAUACAAAGCU